GUUUCAGGGAAUUCCAGGAAAUGAUGGGAUGCCUGGUGCCCCUGGACUUCCAGGAAUGUCUCCACUGUCGCUGUUUGCUGAGAGGAACGAUUCAUUCUUCAAGACGUUUUGUGGGAACUGCUCUUCCGGAUUCCCUGGAGCCCAGGCAUUCACGGGGAUGAAGGUGGAGCAAAUCGAACAUGGCACUCCCGGUGCAGCUGGUGUGGAUCACUGUGAAAAGUGCAAGCAGCAGCAGCAACAGCAAAACCAAGAAGAACUUCCCAGAAUGGAGGAACAGCUGCCAAACAAUAGAGAAUGUGGAUAUCCAGGACUACCUGGGAUGCCUGGUCCUCCAGGUGAAAGAGGAGUAAAAGGAGAACAGGGGCCUACAGGUCAGAGAGGAUAUGCUGGGCCCCCAGGGCCUCCUGGCCCCCCUGGAUUUCCUGGUGGUCCUGGAACCACAGGUUUGCCUGGUCUUCAGGGAGAGCGGGGCUCGCCUGGGGUAGCUGGACAGAAAGGAGAGCAGGGUCCUAUAGGCCCCUCCGGAUACCCUGGAUCAUCUGGAAUGCCUGGUCUCCCGGGCCUUAAAGGAGAGCGGGGCUAUUCAGGUCCUCCUGGAGACAAAGGCGAGUCGGGCCCACCUGGCUUCCCUGGUCCCCAAGGCCCAGCAGGCCCAGCGGGCCCCAAAGGUGGCUCAGGAUUACCUGGUUCACGAGGAGACAAGGGAGAUCAAGGAUUCCAAGGUCAACCAGGAUUUCCAGGACAGCCAGGACCCAUCGGUUUCCCAGGGAAGUCUGGGCCAUCUGGACCCCCAGGACCUCCUGGUGAAAAGGGCAAUGAUGGGAGUGUGGGUCCAGUUGGACCAACUGGGCCUCCAGGCAGAAGUGGACCUCCAGGACUACAGGGUCCUCCAGGAAUAGAAGGUCUGGAUGGGAAGGAAGGGAAGCCAGGACUAAGGGGUGAGACUGGUCCACCAGGACCCCCAGGGCUCAGGGGGCUGCAUGGAUUUAAAGGAAAACCUGGCCUUCCAGGUCAGCCUGGACAGAGAGGUGAACCAGGAGUAACAGGACCAUCUGGAAAUGCAGGCCGGCCAGGCUUUGAGGGAGAGCCUGGUCCACCAGGACCCGUGGGACCUCCAGGACUUCCUGGACACGUGGGUGCAGCUGGUAUUCCAGGAGCUCCGGGCCCCACAGGACCCCCAGGAGUGGGAACAAAGGGUGAUCGAGGAGCGUCCGGAGAAAGAGGUCUCCCUGGAUUGGUGGGACCCCCUGGACCGCCUGGAACUCCUGGGCCGAUGGGAGAGCCUGGUCAGGAUGGUACAGCAGGAAAAGAGGUAAGAUGGGACACUAAUUAUAUCUAUUCCAUGUGUGUACUGACCUCAGUCAAAAGUGGAUUACUUUAUGAGGUCAGGAAGAUGGAGUGUUUUAAAGUCAUUCUCAUGUAUUCACAGUAUGACUGA
Messenger RNA from Rhincodon typus (whale shark), 1438 nucleotides. Its product is annotated as collagen alpha-1(XVI) chain-like. The record is from RefSeq and is a predicted model, not a curated record. The coding region runs from base 29 to 1438 and encodes 469 amino acids. Lineage: Eukaryota; Metazoa; Chordata; Chondrichthyes; Orectolobiformes; Rhincodontidae. The transcript has 23 exons.